CGCCAGUAAACCCACAAAAGAAGAAGAAGAAAGAGCUCGCGUGUGAUGUGUUUGUGUAUCCUCAGUGUUUUUCUCUCUUGAGUGUUUUAUUGAGUGUUAACAGAGUCUUGUCUCUGUGUAUUUUAGUGUUGAUGAUGAGAUGGAUGUGAUGUGCUGUAAAUCAGGAACUGAUCAGGACUUACAGGAUGAUGAAUCUACUGAUCAAACCUCCACAGAGUCUCUGGAUUCUGUCUGUAACGCUGGAGAACAGCAGCAGAUCCUGCAGACCAAACUCAAGAUGUGUUCAGUCAAACUCAUCGACUUCAGGAACCUCAUGAUGAAGAUCAAAACUGAACCUACAAAAAUAAAAAUUGAACCUAUAGAAAUAAAAACUGAACUUAUAGAAAUAAAAACUGAACCCACAGAAGUAAAAACUGAACAUACAGCAGAGGAAGAUCACACUCGUGAAGAUGAGGAUUUUAUUCUGUCAGAUGUGAGGAGUGAAUUAUGUUUGGAUGAAGAAAUAACAUCCUCGACUCUUUCCUGCAUCACCGGUGGAGAGACAUUGAGCUCACAGAGACAUUUAAAGAGAAAACACACAGAACAGAAACUCUUCACCCGCACCAGAUCUGAGAUCAGCUUUACUACCUUACAAGAGAAGAAACUUCAUUCAGAAGAACACAGAAAGAAGAAGAAGAAGAAGAAGAAGAAGAGGCAGUUUCACUGUCAGCAGUGUGGGAAGGAUUUUUUUACAACCAAAUCUCAUAUAAACCGACACAUGAGGACACACACUGAUGAAAAGUCUUUCUACUGCACUGAAUGUGCCAAAUAUUUCAGAACCAAACAAAAUCUUGAUGUUCAUCAGAGAAUUCACACAGGAGAAAAACCAUACGAGUGUCCUCACUGUGAGAAGAGAUUCAGAUCUAAAGCCAAUCUAAAGAAACAUUUGUCUAUACACAUCAAUGAGAGACCGUAUCAAUGCAGUCAAUGUGGAAAAGCCUUUAGGGAUUCAUGUUCAUUAAGAUCACACCAGAAUAUUCACUCUGAAGAAAAACACUAUCAAUGUUCACAAUGUGAUAAAAGUUACUGUCAGAAAUAUCAGCUGAUAGUUCAUGAGAGAGUUCACCUUAGUGAGAAACCUCAUCACUGUAAUGUUUGUGGGAAGAGUUUUAGUCAACAUUACAGUUUAUUGAAACACCAGAGAACUCAUACAGGUGAAAAACCUCACAAAUGCUCUCAGUGUGAGAAGACGUUUGCUCGAUUAGAUGGCCUGAGGACUCAUCAGAGAGUUCACACUGGAGAGAAACCUUACCAGUGCUCGAUCUGUGGAGAGAGAUUCACUUUUUGUGGAAGUCUUCAGAAUCAUCAGAAGAAACAUACUGACACAAACUACACUGAUAUCAUCAUAGUCUCUUAAAGUGUUUACACACUGACCGCAGAUUCAGCGUGAAUUCUCAACGCGAUAACUUGCUAGAACAAAAACAAUUGAUUUUUAUGAAUGACUUCACAUUGAACUUGUUAAGUAAUUUUUAGACUACUGUGUUGAUUUUCCCCUCUUUCACCCGUGUCGACCAAUGAGAUCGCUAUGGAUAAAAGCAUCUGCUUAAAUAUAAUUAAAAAAACUGAAUGUUUCAUUUGAUAGGGUUUAUUCUUAUAUUUGUUAUUAUUUUAAUAAUAUUCAUUUAAUUAAGUUUAGUUAUUCUAUUCUACAUUAUUCUUCUUAAUAAGUCUCAUGUUGGUGCUGUAUUGCCUUUUAAUUCUCCAAUGGUCUCCAUUUCAAGGAUUUAAUUGAUGUCCUGAGAAUGUUGUGAAACAGUAAAUGUCCACUGUCUGUGUUUGGUAUAAUAACACCUCCUAAAUCUGCUUCUACUGAGAUGAAGUUACCGGUAAUCCGACAAUCUUUGAGAACGCAACUAAAAUUAUUUAAUAAAUCAUCUUUUUUAAUUCAAACUUAA
Messenger RNA from Misgurnus anguillicaudatus (oriental weatherfish), 1934 nucleotides. RefSeq lists its product as uncharacterized. Lineage: Eukaryota; Metazoa; Chordata; Actinopteri; Cypriniformes; Cobitidae. Gene Ontology annotation, cellular component: nucleus. Gene Ontology annotation, biological process: regulation of transcription by RNA polymerase II. Gene Ontology annotation, molecular function: DNA-binding transcription factor activity, RNA polymerase II-specific; RNA polymerase II cis-regulatory region sequence-specific DNA binding. The record is from RefSeq and is a predicted model, not a curated record.